UCGUGGAAUACCUGCUAAUGUGAAAACAACUGAAAUUUUCCGUUUUCGCGAUCACGAUUUUCGUUACUGCGGUCGGCACACAUUGCGGAUUACGUUCCUGAUAAACUGAUAACGCCGUCGGAUACCGUUGAUAACGUUGUCAAAUAUUAUUUUCUCACUGAUAGCCGCUCUGCUGCUGCUGCUCUCUCGUCCACUCUCGAUUUCUAUUGCGCAAAUUUCCUACACACAACGCACGCAAUACGAAUAUUUAUCCGAUUUUUUUUUUUUUUCAAAACCACCAUGUACCCGCUUGAAAACUUCGAUCCCCGGACCGCCGUCGCUGUCUGAGACCCGUCGGCCCCGGCCCCGGCCCUGUGCAGUCAUCACGGCCCACUCGAACCGCGCGCUGUUCGACAGCCUACGGGGGAUAACGAACACCGUGGUUUUCGCCGAAGACUUGGCGGUCCGUCCACGCGAACCGACAGCGACCAUCAUGAGCGUGACGUACUACCACCCGGACGGUCUGCAGAGUGUCAAGCGCAGGCGGACCACCAACUUUCGUGACACCUAUCUGCGCAACCGAGAAUAUGGUUUUCGGCCCAAGUAUGGCGAUCAAAGUCGUCUACACUGCGAAAUGUACACGUCUUUGUAUCCGAUCGCCAGAUGGGAGUAUGAUGUGUCCAACGACGAUGUAGCCAAUCCUGGAGGUAUUUUCAAUUUGGAAUUCUCCCCAGAUGGAAAAAUACUGGCUGCAGCUUGUGAAAAGAAAAGUUUUAUGUUGUUUGAUCCUGUUACACAAAAGUAUAUAACAUCAAUAAAAAAAGCACAUAAUGAUUGUGUUAAUUGUAUUAAGUUCUUAGAUUCUCGAAUGAUGGCAACUUGUAGUGAUGAUACAACUAUUGCAUUAUGGGAUAUUCGUAAUCUUAAAGACCACAUUAAACUUCUAAAAGGACAUUGUAAUUGGGUAAAAAGUAUUGAAUACUCAGCAAAAGACAAUUUAUUAGUUUCUAGUGGUUUUGAUGGACAAAUUUACACUUGGGAUAUCAAUAGUUAUUCAGAAGAAGGUAGAAUUCUCAAUAAUUCUGUAUGUCAUAUUAACGGACUAAUGCGAAUUAAACUUCUGCCAGACUCCAGUAAAUUGAUUAUCUGUACAACAAGUGGUUUCAUCUUACUUAUUAACAAUUUAGAAUUACAAACAUUAGCUGCAGAUAUUCAAGGAUUCAAACCAAAUAUGUAUCGUUUAAUGCAAUUGAGUAAAACUACCAUUCCUAAUGCAGCUGCCCACACUCAUAUGUUUACUCGUAAACGCAACCGAGUUGAAUUUAUUGUAGAUUUCCCUAGAAAUGAUGAUGCUGAAAUAAUAUCAUCUAUUCAGGUUCAUCCACAAGGUUGGAAUGUAUUAAGUCGUAAUGUUACUAGUGAUGAACAAUCAGAGUGGACUUGUGUACAUGAUAUACAAGACAUUGCUGUUCCUAAAGAAAGAAGUGAACCUGAAGAAAUGAGUUCUGAAGAAGCUAAUUCAUUGGAACAUUCCUUAGCUGAUGAUCCAAUGGAAUCGAGACUUCAUCGACGUACACAUGUAGUCAUUCCUCGAGACAUAAAUGUUGGUAUAAAUAGUAUGAUACCAUUUUCUGUGUUGGGACCCACAAGAGGUAACCGUCAAGCCGACUUGUGGGAAGCAAUGAUGAAUGUCAGUGGUGGAAAUCGCAUAAGAAGUUUAAGAUAUUUAUCUGAAGGACGAGAGCGUGUAUUAGGUACAUAUUCCGGAGUGCGAAUUGUACGUAGCGCAACUGGAUUACAAGAACAAGAAGAUUUGGAUGAAAUUAUGGCAGAAGAUCGUCCGGCAUCCGAAAGAUUGGUGACAGUAUUAAUAAACCGCAAUAGCCCUCCUGAUUUGAGAAUGCGUAAUUAUCUAAUGGGUAAUUCCAGAGGUGAAAGUGCUCGUCCAAGACGUGUAGGUAAUACAGAUGUUGGAACUGUAGCGGAUACAGUAGUAUUUAUAGGCAACCGGCAGCGCCGUAACAACUACGUUCUCAGCUGCAUGAAUAGAUUCCAGGUGCCUCCAGAUCAUAAAAUUCAUAAAAACUUUAACCGUCUUACACAUUACAUUGAAGAAGCCAAUGUAGGUAGAGGUUUUAUUAAAGAAUUAUGUUAUUCCAAUGACGGACGUUUAAUCUGCUCCCCUUUUAGUAAUGGAGUUAGAUUGUUAUCGUUUUCCCCCAACUGUGAUGAAUUAUCUACCUUACAACCAAAAUUGCCUGGAAUCAAACUCCACGAAAUUGGUACAAACGUAUCUCACUCUAACAUUGUACUCUGUACCAAAUUCUCACCUGUCCAUCCUUUGCUAGUAUCGGGGUGUUUAGCCGGUCGAAUUCUUUGGUAUCAACCAAGAAUUUAAUACUUUAAUACUCUAUAAUGUUGUGUGUAUAUUAUAUUUUUUGUUUUUUCUGUUUUUCUACUAUGAUCUAAUUUUCACUAUUUGGUUAAUACAUUAUUAUUAUUUUUUUUUUUUUUUUUUUUUAUUGACAGUAAAAUUAAUACCACAGAGCAUCUAAGACAUAUGUAGACAUAUUUUUUUUACUUGUAUACAUUUAAUUAUUAACAAUUGGGCUCUAGUCCAUCUAUAUAAUAAAAAUAAAUAAAAUGUCAUAUUAAUGAUAUCACAGGUUUUACUAUAUAAUAUAAAUUAUUACAACAGUGUAUUUAAGAUUUAGCGCACACCAAAAGAGUUUCAUUUUUUUUCUCGUACAGAUCUAAUUCAGCAAUGGCCAUUUGUACGCAAAGAAAUGUUAACUCAUUAAGAGACUGCAUAUAAUGAUUAAUUUUUUCUAUUUUAAUUUGAAUGAUUAUGUUGAAAUAAUACAUUUAUAGUAUUAUAAAAUUCUU
This is a messenger RNA of Sipha flava (yellow sugarcane aphid), 2865 nucleotides long. Its product is annotated as DDB1- and CUL4-associated factor 10. The transcript has 8 exons. Gene Ontology annotation, cellular component: Cul4-RING E3 ubiquitin ligase complex. Gene Ontology annotation, molecular function: protein binding. Bases 473 to 2377 code for a protein of 634 amino acids. Lineage: Eukaryota; Metazoa; Arthropoda; Insecta; Hemiptera; Aphididae. The record is from RefSeq and is a predicted model, not a curated record.